Gongylonema pulchrum is the source of this 234-nucleotide messenger RNA. NCBI's taxonomy places the organism in Eukaryota, Metazoa, Nematoda, Chromadorea, Rhabditida, Gongylonematidae. The record is from the annotation of a GenBank genome assembly.
AUGUACAAAGUACGCUGGAAAGGUUUCACAGAGAACGAAGAUACCUGGGAGCCAUACAGUAGCCUGACCGAACCAUGUGAUCGCUUAAUUAUGGACUACGAAAUGAGCCAGGCCGCGCAGGAAUGUGGUGGUGCUGCGGAUCAGCCCCUACCAUGUAUCGUUUUUUUUUUGAUUCGCGAAAUCAUUGUGGCAAAGGUACCACUGCUUUUGCCACAUCCCUCACUGUAUUCAUAA